AUGGUCACAGAUGACCAAGUAUAUGCAAAAGAAUGUGAAAAACUUCAAGGUACAUUAAAGAAGAGGGGUUACCCAGAAUCUUUUGUACAGAACAUUGUUUCUGAAGUGUCUAGAAAGAGGGAGAAGGGCAGGCAAGAGUCUAAGUCUUCAUAUACUUUAAGUCCUUCUGGUAAAAAUAUAUUUAGUUUAGGAGGAAACUGGAGAUUAGUAAAAGAGCUAAAGAAAGCUCAAAUUAAAACUCAAGAUUCCAACAGGCCUAUGCUUGCCCAAGAGUCUGCUGAGAACCUGAGGACUUUGGCUUUCUCUGAAAACCCAAGCUUACAACAAUCAGCUGCUCUUUAUUAUCUGCACCUUAGCCAGAAAUUGACCACACCUCUCCCUGCGGACUACUUAGAACCUUAUCAUGCAUUGCUGCAGUCUUCUGAUCUAGAAGUUCAGCGGAUGUCUUCACUAUCUCUUGUUAAUCUUUUGGUUGAUGAAAACGUGAACAAGGAACUAGUAGUACAGCUGGGUCUGCUGGAACCAAUGUUGGAGCUACUUGAGUCAGGUGACUCUGUCAUUCAGUGCAAUUCCUGUGCUUGUGUCGCAACCUUAGCUACCUCAGAAUCAAACAGAGAAGCAAUCAUUUCAGCAGAAGGAAUCAAGACACUCCUGGUUCUUUCAAAGUCGUAUGACCCUAGGAUCCAACAGAAUGCAAUUGGAGCCAUUUUGAACCUCUCUCGAUCUGAGAAGGCCCGGUUUGUCCUCCAUAAUGAAGGGGCUGUUCCCGUGCUUGUCUUGCUGCUACAGUCAGACGAUUCAGAAGUUCAGUAUUACAGCUCUGCUGCCCUCAGUAAUAUAGCAACCAACCCAUUACACCAUCAAGCAAUGCUUCAAGUGGGCAAUGGAUUUCUUCUAAAAAUGUUGCAAUCUCUAAUGUCUUCAUCUGUGGAGAAGGUAUCUUGCCAGGCAUGUGUUUGUCUUAGGAACUUGGCUGUUGAUGGUAAAACACAAACAGAAUUAGUAGCCAUGAACAUUCUUUGUCAGGUGAAAUCUCUGCUCACAUCUUCCAGUGAAGCUAUAGCUGAAGCAGCAGUUGGACUUCUUUGUACCUUGUCAGUUCAUCCAUCUAACAAGCAUCCUAUAAUAUGUGAAGAUCUCCUGGAGAGCUUAGCAUUGCUGCUGCGGUCUCACAGAACAAAGCCUGCCAUUGUUGGCCACGCGGCUAGCACUAUUAAAAACCUGAGUGCCUCUGACUUUGUGCAGGACAUAAUCGAGAGCUCUGUCGUGGAAGGAUUAUUCCAUAUACUCCCAUAUAAGGAUGUACCGGAAGAAUGUUUGGUGUAUGUGACUGCCUGUAUUUCAGAACUGAUUACACAUGGACAAAUAAAGUCACAUGCUGUGAAGCAAGUAGAUUCCUGCACAAUCAUAACUCUGUUGAAUAUGGCUAGGCAGCAGAAAAACACUGAAAUGGCAUUUCAAGCAGUUUUUAUAAUCAGCCAUCUUGGACCAAAUGAACACACAUGGCACCUGUUGAAGAUGCAUAUGGGAGAAGUCCUAGGAUAUAUUCUGCAGUUUCUAAAGCAGCAGGAGAUCAGAUUUCAGCAUCUUGGCCUUUUCUCUUUGUGUGCCUUCAGUGCAGAUGCAGAGUUUUCUUUAGCUGUCAGUCAAAGUCCAUUAGCAGAUCAGCUUUAUAAAAUUCGUCAGCAGACAGAAGAAACACAGGAGCUUCUUCAGAGAGCCAUGACUCAAACAGCACAUAUGGAUCAUUCCUAAUAUCUACCUCAAUAAUCAGACAAUUACAGAACUUUUUAAAGAGUAAUGUAAUAUUAAAGUGUAGGUUGUAUUUUAAAUGUUAUCAAUGAAUUUAUAUUUUCUAUGUGAAGGAAUUGAAAAAAAUGUAAUGCUAUGUCUGUUUGAACUAUCUUGUGUAUUUUGUUUAACAGUUUUUAUUACUACCUACAUACAAUAUCUAAAUCAAUGCCACUCCAAAUUAAAUCUCCUUACUAACCUGAAACUAACCUACUUAACAACUUGUAUUACAUUAAAACCACAUUUAUAAAAUAAUAUAAACCUGGUUGUGUGAGAUGUUGAUCUUGACUUACUCUCAUACCUUUCCAAUAAUGUAACUAACUUUGUACAUUAUUUGAAAAUGACAGACUUCUUUUUAGAUUUUACAAUUGUUGCAUUAGUUUCAGUUUGACAUACUGCAGUGGCUAACCUUAAAAAUCCUUCAAAACAAAAAAAUAAAUCUCCAAAAUGAAGAACA
Molecule: messenger RNA, 2248 nt
Organism: Protopterus annectens (West African lungfish)
Lineage: Eukaryota; Metazoa; Chordata; Ceratodontiformes; Protopteridae
Product: vacuolar protein 8-like
Exons: 15
Coding region: 1-1755 (584 amino acids)
Biological process (GO): nucleus-vacuole junction assembly
Molecular function (GO): protein-membrane adaptor activity; protein binding
Source: RefSeq, a predicted model, not a curated record